GCACGAUCACGAAUUGCUCGCUACAGCGACGGCCCUCACCGCCGGAGUCUUACUGCAGUGCGUGCAUUAGGCUGGUGGCAGUAAACUGUGAACGUAUUACACUUGGCACCUGAUCUCAUUUUGGCCUUCCCUUCCAAGGCCGCCACAGUUGAUACAGCCCAAUAGGACCAGCAGCGCAGCAAGAUGAGCGUCGUCCUCGCCAAGCAGGCGCAGAAGACCUACUCGCUGGUGGACAAGAAGCCCUUCUUCAAGCAUUUCUACCCCAAGGAUGUGGCCAUCCUGGCUGUGCGCUCGACAGCUAUGCAGGGCUUGAUGGUCUUUAACGCGUACGUGGCGUCGCUUGACCUGGAGCUGUCGGACGAGGAGUUGAGCGAGGAUGAAUUCGAGGACGUGGAUGCUGCGGCUGAUGAGAAGGAAGAGUUUGUCCCUCCAUCCAUGGAGGAGUUCGGUAUCACUAGCGCUAAGUCCUUCGGCAAGUCGCUGAGUAUCACCACGUACGUGCGGUCGCUCGAGGAGGUGGCGCUGCGCAUCUGCCGCCCGCAGAUUGUCAGCAAGCUCAUCAAAGACAUCAGCAAGUCAGCCAUGCGCAAGUACGCUCGUACGUCGAGCAGGAUGACGGCUGCGGCGUUGAUGGUUAGGACAGGCAUGCGCGCCAACGUGCUGAGCCAUCUCGCAAUCUUCCUGGUUGAGGAGACCCAGCAACUUGUGAUCAUUCUGUACCGACGCUUCGUGUCUAGAAAAGGCGGUAAGAAGGCCAGCAAGAAUUUGCGGUCGAUUGAGGAGGGCAUCCAGAGUAGCAGCAGCAGCGACGAGGAAGAGGAUGCGCUCUCAACGUUCGUGUCUAACACUGGUCGCAACGCCACUCGCUCUGCUCUGGCUGUCAUCACGGGCGGCGUCGGCGCGGCAGUGGGCACGGCUGUACGACCAGGUAUCGGUACGAUGAUCGGUGGUACACUAGGCGAUUCCAUCGGCUACGUGUUGUUUUAGAUGCGAUCCAGGGCUGGAGAGAAAGAUACUUCCGGGGCGAUGGAGACCCACCGAAUAACUGCAACAUCAAUGCUAUACCAGACUCACAUGCCAUUCAGAUCAACGACUCGAUGGCUCGUUA
This is a messenger RNA of Phytophthora infestans T30-4, 1108 nucleotides long. RefSeq lists its product as uncharacterized. The record is from RefSeq and is a predicted model, not a curated record. The transcript is spliced from 3 exons. Bases 184 to 987 code for a protein of 267 amino acids. Lineage: Eukaryota; Oomycota; Peronosporomycetes; Peronosporales; Peronosporaceae.